Messenger RNA from Pezoporus occidentalis (night parrot), 4521 nucleotides. It is a transcript of the gene SV2B, whose product is annotated as synaptic vesicle glycoprotein 2B. Gene Ontology annotation, biological process: chemical synaptic transmission; transmembrane transport. Gene Ontology annotation, molecular function: transmembrane transporter activity. Gene Ontology annotation, cellular component: synaptic vesicle membrane; neuron projection. The record is from RefSeq and is a predicted model, not a curated record. The transcript is spliced from 14 exons. NCBI's taxonomy places the organism in Eukaryota, Metazoa, Chordata, Aves, Psittaciformes, Psittacidae. The coding region runs from base 676 to 2793 and encodes 705 amino acids.
UCUUUGGGUGCCUCCGCAUGCUCCCUCCCUCUCGCUUUGCCGUUGGGGUAGGGAUGCAGGUAGGACAGGCAGCCCUAGGCUUCCUCCCUGCCCCAGGCUUCCUGGGCUGGGAUCCCCUGGGCUGCACCAUUGGCAUGCGGCUCCCGGCAGGACUACAUCACCGCUAGAGGAGAUGCCAGCGCAGACCCGCGCUGCGCCGCAUGCAGCCCGCAGCGCCGCCGGCAGCUCGGGGUCCCCAAAGGCGGCUGUCAUUGGUCUAUGAGAAUUGUCAGCUCAUGCCUUUAUUUCCUAUGAUGCCUAAGGUGACAUGACCUUCACCACCACAAUGAAUCAGGAAAAACCUGUCAAAUCCUCCUAGCUCCCGGGCUGUGCAAUUUGCUGUUCCUUGCUGCUCACCAGACAGCAGCUCUUCCCACCCAAAGCACAGAAGAAGCCAGCAAGUUACAAAUGACAGCUGAAAAGUGAAGCAUUAUCAAAAGCUGUGUGAGACUCUGUCAAAGAGAAACUUUAUAUAGUAAUUCUCCUUCUGAGUCUGGGAAACUGUGUAUCCCGUCAGUUCCAAAGAACAGAGAGAAGAUAUGUUCAAGUAAGCAAUACCAGAAAUUGCUCAAAAUAAUACAUAUAUUAGAGUAUCUACACACAGUGAUCUACAGCAAUUAGAAAUUUCCAGUCAGAAUGGAUGAUGGAUAUAGAAACACAAACCUCUAUCAAGGGGGCAGAGAUGCAAACCAAGUCUCAGAUGACUACAGGUACCAGGAUGGUAACUACGAAGGGUAUGCACCCAAUGACGGCUACUACCGUGGUGGGGAUGAGCCUGCUCAUGAAGAAGAUGCCCAGAGUGAUGUUACGGAAGGCCAUGAUGAAGAUGAUGAGGUCUAUGAGGGAGAGUACCAAGGGAUUCCACACCCAGAUGACAUUAAAGAGAAGCAGAAGAAGCGAGCUCCUGCCAUGGCUGAUGAAUACAGAGACCGCUCUGACCUUAUGGCAGAGAGGAUGGAGGACGAGGAGCAACUCGCCCACCAGUAUGAGAACAUCAUUGAGGAGUGUGGCCAUGGACGCUUCCAGUGGACUCUUUUCUUUGUUUUAGGGUUGGCACUGAUGGCAGAUGGGGUGGAGGUGUUUGUGGUUGGAUUUGUUCUUCCCAGUGCUGAAAAGGAUAUGUGCUUAUCCAGUUCCAACAAAGGGAUGCUAGGUUUGAUAGUCUACUUAGGAAUGAUGGUGGGGGCUGUCAUGCUGGGCGGCCUUGCUGACAAACUGGGAAGAAAGCAAUGCCUCAUCAUAUCACUUGCAAUCAACGCUGCCUUCGCAUUCCUCUCCUCCUUCGUCCAGGGAUAUGGAUUCUUCCUCUUCUGCCGCCUUAUCUCGGGCCUCGGUAUUGGGGGUACCCUCCCUAUCGUGUUUGCCUAUUUCUCUGAAUUCCUAUCUCGUGAGAAGAGGGGGGAACACCUGAGCUGGCUUUGCAUGUUCUGGAUGAUUGGUGGCAUUUUUGCCUCAGCAAUGGCUUGGAGCAUCAUCCCACAUUACGGUUGGGGGUUCAGUAUGGGAACCAAGUACCACUUCCACAGCUGGAGAGUCUUUGUGCUUGUCUGCUCUCUGCCCUGUGUCGCCUCCCUGGUGGCACUCAAAUUCAUGCCUGAAAGCCCACGGUUUUUGCUGGAGAUAGGUAAACAUGAUGAAGCCUGGAUGAUCCUCAAGCAAGUUCAUGACACCAACAUGAGGGCCAAGGGCGAGCCAGAGAGGGUGUUUACGGUUUCCUAUAUCAAAACUCCAAAGCAAGUGGAUGAAUUUAUUGAAAUCCAGAGCUCAACAGGGACCUGGUACCAGCGGUGGAUGGUCAGAAUCUCAACUACUUUUAAACAGGUCUGGGACAACGUGCUAUAUUGUUUAACAGCCCAGUACAGGAUGAACACACUGAUGCUGGCUGUGGUUUGGUUUACAAUGGCCUUAAGUUACUAUGGCCUUAUUGUCUGGUUCCCUGAUAUGAUCCGGUAUCUCCAAGAAGAGGCAUAUGAAUCCCGAAUGAAGGUCUUUGAUGAGGAAGAAGUUUCACACUUCACCUUUAAUUUCACUCUGGAAAACCAGAUCCAUAGAAAUGGGGAAUACAGAAAUGAUAAAUUUAUUGGCAUGAAGUUCAAGGAAGUGAGAUUUGAGCAUUCAUUGUUUGAGGACUGCUACUUUGAAGAUGUGACAUCCAGCGAGACCUUCUUUGAAAACUGCACCAUCAUCUCUACUAUCUUUUAUAAUACUGAUCUCUAUGAACACAAAUUCAUCAACUGCAGGCUCAUAAACAGCACGUUUAUGCAUGAGAAGGAAGGCUGCCAUCUGGACUUUGAGGAGGACAAUGAUUUCUUGAUCUACCUGGUCAGCUUCCUGGGCAGCCUGUCUGUGCUGCCAGGCAACAUCAUCUCUGCGUUACUCAUGGACAAAAUAGGGAGGAUAAAGAUGAUCGGUGGCUCGAUGUUGAUCUCAGCAGUGUGCUGCUUCUUCCUCUUCUUCGGCAACAGCGAGUCGGCAAUGAUCGGCUGGCAGUGCCUCUUCUGCGGAGCCAGCAUCGCUGCCUGGAAUGCCCUGGAUGUGAUCACUGUGGAGCUCUACCCCACUGACAAAAGGGCAACAGCCUUUGGCAUCCUCAAUGGGCUUUGCAAGUUUGGUGCCAUCCUGGGGAACUCAAUCUUUGCCUCCUUUGUAGGGAUAACUAAGGUGGUUCCCAUCCUUCUGGCUUCCUCUGCUCUGGUUGGAGGUGGCCUGCUCGCUUUGCGCCUGCCAGAGACUCGAGAACAGGUCCUGAUGUGAUCAAGUGAGUCCAAAGAGGUUGGGGGGGGGCAGAUGCAGAAGAACUGAAAAGAGCCAUAUUUGGGGAAAUCAAAAUGUCCAUUUCUACAUUGUUCUGUUGAUACCUCAAAGAAGACAAUGGAAGCAAAGAAGAGCCCAAAGGGAUAAAAACACUCCCCCUAAAACACCAUUUAACAGUCACGACUGGUGCAUGCAGCUACCACACAUCCCUUGCAGAGCUUGGGUUUAACCUAGCCUACGCUGGGAGCCUGCCCUUUCCUCUACACCCCAGUGUAACAACACAAGAAGAGAACAUCUGUUUCAUGCAUGUGUGAGCGUGUCUGACGGGAGAACAGAUCCUGACCCCCUCAUGCCUUUGCUGAGCUGUGAGAUGCUGCCUUGCCUGGUGCUCCUUGGCAACUCUUAUCAGCUAUGCUCAGACACAAAGGGCAUCUGGAGUUGAGGCAAGCGGCAGAUCUACUGUAGGUGAGCUCCAGCAAUAGGGACUGGAGCAACAAAUGUGGCUGGUGACCCUAACUGUCUUGAUUUGGGGGUUACCAACUAAGCCACCUGCAAGAGAGAAUCCUGAUUUCUGGAGGAUGUGAGGGUGGAUGCUCAGCUCUCACAGAAGAUUCAGAGUUUCAAAGCCCUUUAUUGUCUUUACUCGGGCAUAGAGAAUCACUAUGGUCUGGGAGAGGAAUAUAUACAUAAUUUUAUAUAUAUAUAUUUACACAUACUUGCAAAUGUACUCACAUAUUGAAGUCAUCAGCUAUUGAAAUUUGCAAUUUUUAAUCUCAGCACGGUUAAGAUCUUAAAAGAGACACUAAAAAGAAUCCUAAUAAUUCAAGAUUAUCUGCAGUCAUAACCAACUUAGUGACACUUCAUUCUUUAUAUCCAGACACCAAAUAUUUAAAUGUAUUGAUGGCUGGGAAUAUAUAUUUCUAUGAUGAUUCAGAGGGUUUUUUUCCUGCUGUUUUCACAGAGGAUGAAUUGAUAAGAUGUUGGAGCAUUCCACAAACCAAAUGUGUACAUAUUAUCCAGUGCAAACAGGGGACUUUUUGUCAAAUACCUAAAGUAUGGUAACUGUGAAUUUACCAGCAUUUUAGCCAUAUUAUUUAAAGAAUAUGAUGUUUGAUUUUCUUAUAUUCUUGGGUCUCAUUGAAGCACUAUAAGCACAGUUACUUAAAGCCAUUUAACUUGUUACACAGGGAAUGCACGCAGCAAGCUUUCACUGUACAGAACAUUAAAUUCUCCAUUAAGUGGCCCAUUUAAAUUUGAUAUCCUGUAAAGACCAUUUCUGAAAUUCAUAUGCUCUUUUUAUCAUACAGCUUAAGUCCUGUUGCAUCUAAAAGCAGCGUGAGUUGCGUAGUUUGGGCUAUAUUUUCUUGGGAGGCGAGAAUGAAAUGCAUACUGUUAAACACACCAGUGCUCACAAUUGAUGAGAUAAUGCUAAUUAAACCCUUUUAACAAGCCCAACAAUAGACCACAAUUGAUCACAAACUGUCAUAUAAUGCAGGAAAUUUGUCUCACCAGGAUAUUUAGUGACAUAAAAAUUUCUUUGUACUUUUGCUAUUGAUCUUCCCAUUUAUCUUUCUUUGGAUCCAUUUUUUUCUUCCUUUUUUCCACUUUUCUGUAAGAAAAACAAGCAAGGCUAGGCUGGAAUCCAGCAGGUCUGAAGUCUAACACCUCUGCCUUCAGCUGCACAGAGAGCCAAGUACAUUAGCAGCACAGGACCAGUCCCAUGCAACA